AUUAAAUAUUAUAUUGACUAGAAAUGCGAUAAAUUUAAAUAUCACAAAAUUGCAUAUAAUCGAUAAUUUAUAUUUUACGUCGUUGAAGAACUUGCGUAAUACCUGUUGAAUUCUUCUCUGAAUCUUAUAGAGAUUGUGCAGAUAUGGAGCAAAUUGAAGAGAGGUCAUCUGAAAAUCUUGAAGGAUUUAAACCAUUAACUAUUUUAAUGCAAAUCAUUGGAGCAACAUUGAUAAUUCUAGUUAUAAUUUGGUGUGGCAAUUAUAGAGGUGGUUUCGCUUGGAAUUCUAAUCCAGAAUUAGAAUUUAAUUGGCAUCCUCUUUUAAUGGUUGUAGGAUUUGUUUUUCUAUAUGCUAAUGGAAUGUUAAUAUAUAGAACACAAAGAAAUGCACGAAAACAAAAACUGAAAUUAAUUCAUGCUAGUAUAAUGUUAUUAACUAUUGUAUUAGUUGUAAUUUCACUUGUAGCUGUGUUUGAUAGUCAUAAUUUAAAUCUAAAACCUAUUCCAAAUAUGUAUAGUCUUCAUAGUUGGAUUGGACUUACUAGUAUAAUUUUAUUUUGCUGCCAGUGGCUUGCUGGAUUUCUUUGUUUUUUAUAUCCAAAAUUACAAAUUUCAUUACGAACUUCUUACAUGCCUAUUCAUGUAUACUUUGGAAUCGCAGGAUUCAUUGGUGUAAUUACUUCUUGUCUUUUAGGACUUAAUGAAAAAGCAAUUUUUGCUUUAAAAGAAAACUAUUCCAAGCUUGUAGAUGAAGCAAUAUUAAUUAAUGUAAUUGGAUUUUUAUUAAUUCUUUUUGGUGGAUUAUCAGUUUAUUUGGUAACACAAGAACGUUAUAAACGUUUUCCUAAAUUAGAAGAUGAGGCAUUAGUUAGUAAUAGAACUCAAUAAGUAAUUAUAUUAUAUAAAUUAUAUUAUAUAAUAAAUUUUUUUCUAUUAAAUAUAAGUAAAAUUUUAAUUCUAUUCUUAUGUAAGUUAUAUAAAACAUACAAUUUCAUUAAUAUCAAAACAUUCAUUUGUUUAUGUAAUUUUAAUUAGAAACUUUUAUAUAAAAUAUUUUAUUUAAAAUAAUAAUAUUACUUGUUUACUUUUGAAUUAAGAAAUUAGUAUGAGGAAAUUUAUUCUUUCUUAUGUUGAAUUAUUUAUUAUAUAUUUUUAUUUUUAUUUCUUAUGUUGAAUCAUAUUUAACUAUUAUAUUAAAUACUUAAAUUAUUUAAGUACUUAAAUAAUAAAAAAAUUAGUUUUAAAUUUUUUAUACAAUUUUGAUCUGAUUAAUGAUCUGUAUUUAAUUUUUAUUUGCAAAUAUAUACAAUUAACAAAGUUUAAAUUUGAUACUA
Apis dorsata (giant honeybee) is the source of this 1333-nucleotide messenger RNA. RefSeq names its product cytochrome b reductase 1-like. NCBI's taxonomy places the organism in Eukaryota, Metazoa, Arthropoda, Insecta, Hymenoptera, Apidae. The transcript is spliced from 5 exons. The record is from RefSeq and is a predicted model, not a curated record. The coding region runs from base 144 to 887 and encodes 247 amino acids. Gene Ontology annotation, molecular function: oxidoreductase activity.